Myxocyprinus asiaticus (Chinese sucker) is the source of this 2428-nucleotide messenger RNA. RefSeq names its product membrane protein FAM174B-like. Bases 353 to 745 code for a protein of 130 amino acids. Lineage: Eukaryota; Metazoa; Chordata; Actinopteri; Cypriniformes; Catostomidae. The record is from RefSeq and is a predicted model, not a curated record. The transcript has 3 exons.
CCGGGUGUGGAUAACCCACAUUUCCUCCUGCCGACACACAUUAUAGGAAAACAUCCUGGAUAGGGGAUAACGCGCCGUGCAUGCUGCGUGUGAAAGGAAAGCAGCGAAUGUGACAGAACACACAAAACUCGCGGCGGAAGACAGAAUAUGACCAGAUAUAGCGACUUUGGAGGUUUUUGACGAUCGACUGUGGAAAUUUGAGAUGUCAGAGAAAAUGCAUAUAUGUCUAUGAUUUUCCAACUUCAUUCGUCUUCCAGCUGUUGUUCACACUUCGAGAUAUAAAUCAUAGAACUUCUUCAUACUGACUCCUGAAUAAACAGGACAUAAAGAAAGUGAUCUGAAUCUGGAAAAAAUGUGGCCAUAUUUUUUUGAAAUUGCUUUUAUUCUUAUUGCGCAGGAGGUCAUCGGAGAGCCACAUAUACGUCCAUCCUCAGCGUCGCAGAUGAAUUCAACAUUAUCCCCUCAUGAGGAGGACUAUUCAUUACAUAAUGCUACAGAUGCAACGUUUUCUACCAUUUUAAGGGAUCUUCCUACCAUCAAAAACCUUUCGAUUUUCAUCUGCGUACUAACAACCUUGCUUAUCAUGUGCCUUGUCAUAAAAAUAUACAGAUCUGCAAAGAAGAUCAGAAAAACACGAAAGUAUGACAUUAUCACAACUCCCGCUGCACGCGUAGAGAUGGCACCUUUAAAUGAUGGAAAUGACGAUGAUGACGACUCAGCCCUGUUCGAUGUAAAAUACAGGUGAAUUACAUUGUGCACUCAAUCUUGAAGAUCACUUUCAACACCUGGAUACCCCUGUGUGAGCACAUUUUUCCUGGAAAUGUGCUUCCUGCACCUUUUUUUGUUUGUUUGUUUGUUUUUGUUAUUUCCUCAGAGCCUAGAAACCCUAGUUGAGCAGGUUGUCAAAAUAAAACAAAUAUUUCUAGGUAUAUUCAUCCAUCCUGAGAUUCCAAACCUAACUUUCAAACUGAAGUGUAGAACGAAGCAUUAUAAAUAUUUUUUUCUUUUUUAUUAUUUACUCCAAUAACAGGAGACUCUAAAGCUGGUCCUCUUCUGAGUAUCCAUUCCGUGAAUGCUCUAAUUAUUGCACUUCUUUUUCAUAUGUUUUUUUUAUUUUGCCCAAAAACAUUCCAGCGUUUUGAAGAAAAUUUCCCAUGAAUGUUUCAGGCAGCUUAAACAAUUUACAUAUAAACAUUCCUGUUACCACGUUAAAGCUAUUUUUAAGUAAUAUUUUCCAAGCAUGGAGCCCAAUGUUAGCUAAGGUUAAUAAUUUUUUGUUUUACUUUAAGUGAUUUAGCUGUUUGUUGCUUCAAUUGAAAAGAGGAAGAUAUGUAUGUUAUGGAUAGGCAAAAGAAAAGUUAUCAAAUGUGUUUUUUGAUUGACUAUGUUAAAUGGAUAUGUUUAUGUUCCAAUACUGAAAAUUGUAUUUUCAUUACUAUAUAGUACACAGUUGUCUGUAUAUAUUGUAUGCAAAAUAUUCCUCUGAAAUAGUUUAUUUUUUAGAAAAUAACACUUUGAUUUAAUAAGAGUAAUAUGUUUCAAACUGCCCUAUAUUUGGAAAGAAUUAUGUAUCUACUAACCACUAAUAGUGCAUAUUUACUGUAUAAGUGUUGAAUGUAUGUGUGAGAGAGGAAAUGUGUUAGGUUGGGAGAAUAUUGUUGCCAUAUUGCUGCUCUCUGAGGUUGAAGAUUUAUUAUUGUGUCACAUAUACUAGGCACAUCAAAGCACAACCCCCCUUACCCCUUUUAAUUAACUUGUUUUACAGUGGAAAACAGCAAUGCCACAUGCCAUAAAUUGUUUAACAAGUAUUCAGCUGUUAUAUCAAAUAUAAAAUUAUAUUCCUCAGAUGCACCAGAUUUAGACCAGCACUGCGUUUUGAAACUGUAGCUUUCAAAUGUCUUAAAGCGACCACAGUAUAUUGAAUGAGACUUCCCAUUAACCCCAGUGUGACUUUAUCUUAUAAUGAUAAGAUCUAGGUCAAUGUGAAAAACUUGUGUCAGUUAUCUAAGGGUCAAUAACUGUGGCGGAACUUGGAUCUUACGGGCCCCAGUGCAAAGAACCUGUCGGGUCCACUCCUUAGGGAGCCUGGGUCGUUUAUCGUCACCCGUCGGGCCCGCAGUCAUUUUUAUGGUUCCUUUUGGUAGACUGUUGCGGGCCCCCUCUCACCCCGGGCCCUAGAGCGGCUGCCCACCCUGUUAUGCCCCUGGUCAAUAAGAAUUUUUAUUCAGUUAGUUAAUGGUUUAGCCUUUCUUGUUCGAGUAGAAGCAAGAUAUGUGACUGGAGAAGAAAUCCAUACUCUUUCUUCCAAUUGCCCAAAAUGUUUCAUACAAAUCAGAAUUCAAGCUGUGUAAUUUUGCACUGCUCCAAAGUAAAGGAAAGGAAAAAAGCAUUGAAAAUGAAAAGCAAGUAUUAAAUGUGAAUUACUGAA